CCCAGGAUCAUGGGAAGCAACCAGACAUGGAUCACAGAAGUCACCCUGCUGGGAUUCCGGGUCGAGCCAGUCCUGGAGUUUUUCCUCUUUGGAUUUUUCUCUCUCUUCUAUACCCUCACCCUUUUGGGGAAUGGCUUCAUCCUGGGCCUUAUCUGCUUGAACUAUAGACUGCACACCCCCAUGUACUUCUUCCUCUCACACCUGGCCGUCAUUGACAUGUCCUAUGCUUCCAACAAUGUCCCCAAGAUGCUGGCUAACUUAGUGAACCAGAAUAGAACCAUCACCUUUGUCCCUUGCCUUAUGCAGACUUAUUUGUAUCUGGCCUUUGCUCACGCAGAGUGCCUGAUUUUGGUGGUGAUGUCCUAUGAUCGGUUUGUGGCCAUUUGCCACCCCCUCCAGUACUCGGUCAUCAUGAGCUGGAGGGUGUGCACAGUCCUGGCUGUCAUGUCCUGGGUGUUUAGCUUCCUCCUGGCUCUGGUCCAUUUAGUUCUCAUCCUGAGGCUGCCCUUCUGCGGGCCUCAUGAAAUCAACCACUUCUUCUGUGAGAUCCUGUCUGUCCUCAGGCUGGCCUGCGCUGACACUGGGCUCAACCAGCUUGUCAUCUUUGUUGCCUGUGUGUUUGUCUUGGUGGGGCCCCUGUGCGUGGUGCUGGUCUCCUACGCGCGCAUCGUCUCUGCCGUCCUGAGGAUCCAGUCAGGGCAGGGCCGCAGGAAGGCCUUCUCCACCUGCUCCUCCCACCUCUGCGUGGUCGGGUUCUUCUUCGGCAGCGCCAUUGUCGUGUACAUGGCCCCCAAAUCCCGCCACCCCGAGGAGCAGCAGAAGGUCCUUUCCCUGUUUUACAGCCUUUUCAACCCCAUGCUGAACCCACUGAUCUACAGCCUGAGGAACGCAGAGGUCAAGGGUGCCCUGCGGAGAGCACUGUGCAAGGAGAGGCCAAGUUAA
This is a messenger RNA of Pteronotus mesoamericanus, 942 nucleotides long. RefSeq names its product olfactory receptor 2A14-like. Gene Ontology annotation, cellular component: plasma membrane. NCBI's taxonomy places the organism in Eukaryota, Metazoa, Chordata, Mammalia, Chiroptera, Mormoopidae. Gene Ontology annotation, molecular function: G protein-coupled receptor activity; olfactory receptor activity. The transcript has a single exon. The record is from RefSeq and is a predicted model, not a curated record. Gene Ontology annotation, biological process: G protein-coupled receptor signaling pathway; detection of chemical stimulus involved in sensory perception of smell. The coding region runs from base 10 to 942 and encodes 310 amino acids.